Messenger RNA from Camelina sativa (false flax), 2541 nucleotides. Its product is annotated as O-fucosyltransferase 27. NCBI's taxonomy places the organism in Eukaryota, Viridiplantae, Streptophyta, Magnoliopsida, Brassicales, Brassicaceae. Gene Ontology annotation, cellular component: endosome; Golgi apparatus; cytoplasm. The record is from RefSeq and is a predicted model, not a curated record.
AGAGAGACCAAACAACCCAUUGUCCGAUCAACACCGAUCUACUUCUCCAGACAUGUUCUCACACGUGUCUCUUCCACUCUCUCUUCCGAUUUAAACUUUUCUUUUCUAUACACACAUUAGUCUCUGUGAUGUCCUCCGUUAGUAAAAAGAACUAAGUGAGAACUCGAUUCACUUCACUUCACUUUACUUUACAUCUGGAGGGAUGAAGGGAGAAGGCAAAGUGUUCUUGAAGUCGCGCAUGAAAUGGAUUGGUCUUCUUGGUCUUGUCUUGUCUGUUUUCUCUCUUCUUGUCCAUUUUCUUCUCGCUGGAUUCACAGAUGACUCAGUCUCCGAUUACUCUAUCCCUGUUACUAUCUUCUCUUGGAGGCCUGUCUUUGACAAUCCCAGAUUCGCUCGACAUACGCCUUUGUAUAGAAGACUUUGGGGACCAACAAGGCAUGUAGAUACAUUACUUCCUGAUGCUACUCCCAGAGAUUUUCAUUCAGAUCCUCCGGCAAGGACAAAUGGUUUUGUUUUUGUUAGAAUACAAGGUGGUUUCCAUGAGAUUAGAAACUCGAUUCCUGAUGUUGUAGCCGUUUCUCGGCUUCUUAACGCUACUCUGGUGAUUCCUGAGAUUCAAUCAACAACUAGCAGUAAAGGAAUUAGUUCCCAAUUCAAGAGCUUUGCGUAUUUGUAUAAUGAAGAGCACUUCAUGGCUUCACUUGCAAAAGAUGUUAGAGUUGUGAAAACUCUUCCCAAGAAUCUCAAAUGGGCUAGAAGAAAGAAACAAAUCCCUUCAUUUAAAGUCUCUUACGGAUCUUCGCCUUAUUACUACUUACACCAUGUUCUACCUGUUCUCAUUAAGCACUCGGUCGUUGAACUAGUUGUCCCUCACGGUGGAUGCUUACAAGCUAUACUUCCAAGUGAUCUUGAAGAAUAUCAGAGGUUACGGUGUAGGGUUGCGUUCCACGCGUUACAGUUUCGAAAAGAAGUUCAAGAACUUUCCACUAAAGUAUUGCAAAGGCUGAAACCUUUGGGACGACCUUUUAUAGCCUAUGAUCCAGGGAUGACAAGAGAAGCUUUGGCCUAUCAUGGCUGCGCUGAACUGUUCCAGGAUGUUCAUACCGAGCUGAUUCAACAUAAACGAGCUUGGAUGAUAAAACGUGGGAUUGUCAAAGGGAAGCUCUCUAUAGACUCAGCUGAGCAACGCCUAGCGGGCUUAUGCCCUCUGAUGCCAGAAGAGGUUGGUAUUCUUCUACGAGCUUAUGGAUACUCAUGGGACACAAUCAUAUAUGUCGCUGGGGGAGAGGUUUUUGGUGGGCAGAGAACACUAAUUCCAUUACAUGGCAUGUUUGAGAAUGUCGUUGACCGAACUUCUCUUAGUACUAGCUGGGAGCUUGCUAAGAUGUAUGGUCGUGAGGCGAAACAUAAAGAUAGUAAGACAAUGGCACCACCUUCGGUCGAGGAAGAAACGAAACAUGAUGCACUGAAGAGCACAAGACAGAGGCCUCAACCGCUUCCACCUCCACCUGCAAGACCAAAGUACUACAACAUUGAAGGUUGGUGGGGUUGGGUAGCAGAGAGUGACAAUGAGCCCGAAAGCACGGUUAUUGAGUUGAGAACUAAUGCUCACAAGUUGUUGUGGGAAGCGGUUGAUUAUGUUGUUAGCGUGGAAGCAGAUGUAUUUAUCUCGGGAUUUGAUCGUGAUGGGAAAGGACAUCCGAGUUUUGCUAGUUUAGUGUUGGGUCACCGGCUUUAUCAGUCUGCUUCUUCUAAGACUUUUAGACCAGACAGGAAACAAAUUGCAAUGCUAUUGGUAGAGAUCCGAGACCAUAUGUACGAGGCAAAUCACACUUGGAUAACAUCAGUUAGGAAGCUUCUCAAGAGAAGCAUACUCGAGGGUCUACUCGAAUCUUCCAAGAGAUCAAAAGCCUUUAGUUUUCUUUCGCAUCCUGUACCUGAAUGUUCUUGCAUUACACGGACCCAUCCUGUUUCAAACGCCUCACUGAUUGAAGCAGAUCUUGGGGUUACACACCGCUGUCCGCAAUGGAUGGAUGGCGUUGUAAGGCAAAGAUCAAAGGAUAAUAAGAAUGCAGAGAAAGAAGAGGAUCUUGAUGAAGAGGACUCAUCUUCUUCAGGAUUGUUCUUUGGUCACAAGGAAAGUGGAGGGAACAGUAAUAGUAACAAUGAGACUGUAAAUUCUGAAGCUAACAACAAGGAAGAAGGACAGCUUGAAGAUCAAGAAGAGCUUGAGGGCGGCGAAAGAUAAGCUCUGAGUCAUCAAAAAGAGAACUGGAUUUUGAUUGAAGAUGCAAUAGCUUAUAUAGACAAUGAGUAAGUCGCCGGUAGAUCUAACUAGGAAGCUCACUUCUUGGGUUGUGGUAUUUUUCACCUUUUUUCUCAAAAAUAGUUUAUUGCCUGGUUAUUAGGUUGUGUAUUAGAAAUUUUUCUUUUCUUUUUUUUCCCGUGAUCAAUUUUGCAACAGUUUAGUAGUUUUUAAGAACAUAAUUCUAUCGAACUAAAUAUUUAAGUAAUAUCAUCUUAGAGGCAAAUUAAAUGACU